AUGAAUUACACAUGGAAUGAUAUCAUCCACGGACAAGUGUCAAUGAACCAAACCUUCAAGUCAGGCGGGCUGGGCAAACUUAUGAUUCGAGGCCAUUUCGAGGUCUGGGUGUGCAGCUAUAGCGACGAGUGUGCCAAGCCCAGCAACCCUUUUUGUUACUUUUUCGAUGAGCAGCAAAAGGUCUUUUCCCCAUGGGGUUUAGAGGAGGAGCUCAUGCUUAGCUAA
This is a messenger RNA of Guillardia theta CCMP2712, 225 nucleotides long. RefSeq lists its product as hypothetical. The coding region runs from base 1 to 225 and encodes 74 amino acids. NCBI's taxonomy places the organism in Eukaryota, Cryptophyceae, Pyrenomonadales, Geminigeraceae. The transcript has 2 exons. The record is from RefSeq and is a predicted model, not a curated record.